AUGAUUGUCAACAAUAGUAUCUGUGUGUGGGAUUUCGUGUCGGAUACCAAAGCUUCAUGGACUGUCCCUCUAUCUGGAAACUUUGAUAGGGUCCGUGUCCAUAUUCUACUGGAUGAAUUUGUUGUCCUAUGCAACAGCAAUUCUAUAUUCGUUUGGGCCAUCCCACAGUUACAUCCUUGUGGAAGCGUCGAAGCGGAGGUCAUUCAAGAUUUGGAACCCCUCAAAAGGUUAUCGCUUGAUCUGCGUCAUGGUGUACCUAGUUCUGGGUACAACGUCGAGAUUCUCGACGAAUGGUAUAACGGGUUUAACCAACCUUUUGAAAUCGACAUCAUUUUCUCUUUCAGCGAGGAGAGCGUGGAGGUCUCCCGCUAUCGACUGGAUUUACCUUCAGCUACAAAUAUGCUUGCUAAAGGGGAGCAGCAGAUCUGUGUGCAUGAAGUGGGAGAAUUCAAACUACCUUCCGACGAUGGCUAUCUUGAGGAAUACCGAAUCUCAAAUGAACAUACCUUCAUGUAUUGGAGUUCUGAUCGGGGGGUCAACAUAGUGGCCACCCCGUUUCAGUGGUCCAAAAUUUCUUCUGCACCUAGGCGUCCCCUACAGCAUUCAAUGGGCUGGCACGAAACGUCACCUGUCGAUCGCUUCUUGAUGACGUUAUGUCCAGUCUCUGGACGUAUGUGCUAUGCUUCACCGAUUGAUACAAUCCGUGUAGUGGACUUUGUAGCACCUUACAUGUAA
Molecule: messenger RNA, 735 nt
Organism: Psilocybe cubensis
Lineage: Eukaryota; Fungi; Basidiomycota; Agaricomycetes; Agaricales; Agrocybaceae
Exons: 2
Coding region: 1-735 (244 amino acids)
Source: RefSeq, a predicted model, not a curated record